Vigna radiata var. radiata (mung bean) is the source of this 1145-nucleotide messenger RNA. Its product is annotated as ethylene-responsive transcription factor ERF034-like. The coding region runs from base 218 to 964 and encodes 248 amino acids. Gene Ontology annotation, molecular function: DNA-binding transcription factor activity; DNA binding. The record is from RefSeq and is a predicted model, not a curated record. Gene Ontology annotation, biological process: regulation of DNA-templated transcription. NCBI's taxonomy places the organism in Eukaryota, Viridiplantae, Streptophyta, Magnoliopsida, Fabales, Fabaceae. The transcript has a single exon.
CAACAACAUUGGACUAUAGAGUUAAGCUUAAUCACAUUAUUCAAUUCCCACAUGGAAAUACAAAUUAGCUGAAUGUAGCACAACUGUGCCUAAUGGAACCCAUGCUUCUUUUUUAUAUUCCUUUUUUUCUUUUUCUUUUUUAAGAGAAUCAUGAUUAGCAGACUCUAUUUAUUUUUGUGCAGCCUCCACUCAUUGUUUCUGUACCACACCAAUCAAUAUGGAAAAUCAUGCUCACUUCUUCAAUUCCUUUGCCUCAACUUCCACUUCUACCACUUCUACCACCACAAACACCACAACCACAAACACUUCUAUUUCUAGCACAUCAUCGUCAUCUUCAACCUCAAACUCCUCAAACUCAGAUUCCACUUCUCAAACCUUGUUGGAAAAUGAAAAGGAAUCAAAAGGGUGCUGCAAGAAGAGGAAGUUGGAGAAUCCUUCAUACAGGGGUGUGAGGAUGAGGAACUGGGGCAAAUGGGUGUCUGAAAUCCGUGAGCCAAGGAAAAAAUCGAGAAUUUGGCUAGGAACAUACCCUACUGCAGAAAUGGCUGCUAGAGCACAUGAUGUAGCUGCCUUAGCCAUCAAGGGUCAUUCUGCAUACCUCAAUUUCCCCGAAUUGGCUCAAGAACUUCCGACACCAGCUUCCACUUCACCUAAGGACAUUCAAGCUGCAGCAGCAAAAGCAGCAAACACACCCUUUGAUGUCAAUCAUUGCCAAACUACUAUUGAAGAUGAAGAAGCACAAGAAGAACCAAACCAAACACAAAAUGUCUCAUCUUCAACACUCUCAAUGUACAACACACAACAACACUCUUCAAGCUCAAACUCCACCAAUGAUGAUGACACUUUGUUUGAUCUACCAGAUCUUUUCCCUGAUGAACUUUGCUCCUAUUCUUCUUCUUGGCAUUUGUGUGCAGUUGGUAGUGGAUUUAGGCUUGAGGAAUCACUUUUUUGGGAGAAUUAUUAGUUUUAGAAAGUUAAAUAAAAAAAAACAAAGAGGAAAGAAAAUGACAGUAACUACUCUCAUUUUCUCUUGAGUUUUUUUCUUCUUGUUUAGUCUCUGCAACUGCAUUCUGCACAGAUAAUAAUCAGUUGAAGAAAAGUUUAAAUCUUUCUUUUCAUCUGUAAAUGGGUGUUGUCUUUUGCUA